This is a messenger RNA of Ectocarpus siliculosus, 1555 nucleotides long. Lineage: Eukaryota; Phaeophyceae; Ectocarpales; Ectocarpaceae. The record is from the annotation of a GenBank genome assembly.
AUGAAGCAGAAGCUCGCGGACGCCACCAACAUCGACAUGGCCCCGACCGUAAUGGGGCGUCUAAGGGCGUCAGGCGUCGCGACUGGCUCGCCGGUCGUGUCCGCGGAGACCGCUGCGAGGCGCGAGCGCGAGCAGAACCAGAAGGGGGUGAAGUUGAUGGUGACGAGGAGCAAGCAGCAGCAGCACCUCUUCCACACGAAGCUCGGUACGCUCGUAUCGGUGGUUGAGGAGAAGUGUAGGGAAGACCCGGAUCUUGGUCUCCCGGGAGGAGGAGGAGGAUGCGGAGGUCGCUCUUUUCUGGAAGAUGACAUUUUCGACCAAUCACUGGCAGAGAAACAGCUGGAGAGCGGCAAGACCCUGAGGGAGUCCGGCAUCCCACCAGGCAGGGUCGACCUCCGCCUCGACGUAAAGGGUGGGAGCGGCGGCGGCGGCGACUGCGCUUCGGGCGCACCGAUAACCCUCAAGCUCCGCGUGGAAGGCGGCAAGGCGUUCAUGGUCACCACCACCACGGGUACCAAGUUCUCGGCCUUCAUGGAGGCCUUCAAUGAGAAGGUCGGGAUACCGCAAGAGCGCGCUAGCGAGUGCGUCUUCAAGUUCGAUGGGGACAAGCUCAACCCCGAUGGCACCCCGGAGGGCGAAGACAUGGAGCCGGAAGAGAUCAUCGAUGCGAAGUUCCCCGCAGACGUGAUGAACAGCGUCCAGGCAGCGCCAACCGAGCUGUCCUUGGCCGCGCCGAAGAAGAAGAAGGUCCCUCGGAAGGUUCCCGGGAAGGGGAAGGCCGCCGUGCGCAAGACGACAGCGGCGGCGUUGGCUGCGGCGGCGAAGCCGCUGGGAGGCGGAAGCGGGUCAAGGCCUACGAGGGGCGGCGGUUCGGGCAGAGUUACUCGCAGCAGGAGCGGUAGCGGUGGCGGCGGCGAGGGGAAGCAGCCCGAGGUGGUUGUGCUCGACUGACAGCAGACAUGGCGGAAGAUGGCUGUUGGUUGGUUUCGCGUUGCGCAUGCGGUGCCGCCCGGAACACGAGGGGGCGUGUGUCCAGAAAGUCUGGAGCAUGAGUUUCUGGAGCAGAGGGUCUCGUGAAGUGAGCGUUACCACAAAGGUGUCCGAUGUAUCUAUCUAAGACGAUUUCGCAACCGAGAGUUAACUAGGCCAGACCCGAGCAAUGAGCGGGCCAGGGUCGCUGCGACGAAAAACUAGGACGUUUCUAUCAACCUACCGUGCUCCGAGCGUGUAGUGCCAACCGCCGGUGGGUGCCGUGUGCGUCCUGGAACAUGUUCAAGAAAUGUUGUGUAUUGAUUGAAAGUUUUGCCGGGGACACGAGCAGAGAUAAGGAAAUGUACAGGACUUGGGGUCGUGCGUGUGCGCUGUGGCGGGAGCAGGGUUCGAGUCGUGACCGCAGUGAGACCCGCCCGAAAUGAAAGCCGUUCUGUCGCCCCCUGGACACAUUCUGGUCGCCACGCCAAAGAAGGCGUGACACCUAGAGUGGAAGACGCGCACGGAAGUCGUGCGUUUUGCCGUGUUUGUCUAUCGCCAGUCUGCAUUGUUACGGGGGGACAAA